Messenger RNA from Rhodamnia argentea, 1488 nucleotides. RefSeq names its product probable inactive poly [ADP-ribose] polymerase SRO5. The coding region runs from base 1 to 1488 and encodes 495 amino acids. NCBI's taxonomy places the organism in Eukaryota, Viridiplantae, Streptophyta, Magnoliopsida, Myrtales, Myrtaceae. The transcript is spliced from 6 exons. The record is from RefSeq and is a predicted model, not a curated record. Gene Ontology annotation, molecular function: NAD+ poly-ADP-ribosyltransferase activity.
AUGGCAAACUAUACGCAUCAACGUCAGUCACCCACUGUACGCACCGCCACUCCUAAUGCAGCCGCCCGCGAAUUCAACCGUCCGGCAAUUGAUCUCAAUCGUCCGGCUCAGGAUGAUCGGAUGGACAAUCAGGGUCCGAAUUCUUAUUUUUCCGAUUGCAAGAGCAAUGUCCCUGUCGGUCAAUCUGGCACUCCUCCGAUCCUGUUCACCGGUGGCGGGUUGUUGGAGCACAACGAGGGAGACAAGGUCCACCACCUCAUCAAGGAGAGAUUCGUGUCAAGUCUAGCUGCGGUUGGGGUGCAAGUUACCUUCGUGGCCGUCCACAAGAAUUGUUACUCUGGUGUCUCGGCAAAAGGACGGGUCGAAGCGUUUCAGGUUUACUCACGGGCUGUGCGGAUGAAAGGCGGCGCCAACACCGCUAACAUGAAGUACGCAUGGUACGCAACUUCAAAGGAAGAGAUAUCCAAGAUCUUGUCCUAUGGCUUUGGCUACAGUGGGAAGCCAGAGAACAAUGACUUGCAUGGUCGUGGAGUUUAUUUUACUCCUUAUGGUUAUCCUCUUGAAAGUGUUAAAUCCGCUCCUAUCGAUGAAGAUGGCUUAAGGCAUUUGUUGCUUUGCCGGGUCUUACUGGGGAAAACGGAGCUUGUCGGUCCUGGCUCAGAACAGUCUCAUCCUAGUUCGGAGCAAUACGACUCAGGAAUUGACAAUUUAUCAUCUGCUAGGAGAUACAUUAUUUGGAGCACCCACUUGAACACUCAUGUGUUGCCGGAGUACAUUGUCAGCUUUAGAGCCCCUUGUUGCUUGAGAGGGUUCUUGACAACUCCGGAGAAGUCACUGAAAUCGACUGUCCCUUGGAUACCAUUUCCGAUAAUGAUUUCGGAACUCUCGAAGAUCUUACCUUCAUCUGAUGUCAAUUCGAUCUCCAAAUUUCAUAAGGACUACGAAGAUAUGAAGAUUCCAAGGCAUGAGCUAAUACAGAAAUUCAGGCAAAUAGCAGGGGAUGGGUUGCUAAGUGGAAUCUUCAAAAAUUUCAAAAAUAAGCCGGUACACCUUUGCACCCGCUAUGACACUUCCUUGUGUUAUUUGGGGUACGAGGUUUUUGUGUGCGGCAUUCUCUUUGUAAUUAGCGCUGUGGGAACCACUCCUGAUGCAGUCGCACGGGAAGUCAACCAUCCAGCGAUUGAUCUCAAUCGUCCAGCUCCGGAUGAUCCAAUGAACGAUCAGGAUCCGAAUUCUUCCAUCUCCGAUUGCGAGAGUGUUGUCUCUGCCGAUCAAUCUGUCACUCCUCCAUUGCUGGUCAUCGGCGGUGUGUUGAUGGAACUCAGCGAGGGAGACUAUGUCCACCACCUUAUCAAGGAGCACUCGGUCUCGAGGCUAGCUAUGCUUGGGGUGCAAGUUACCUUGGUUACAAUCCAAGGAAAUUGCUACUUUGAUGUCUCGGCAAAAGCACGGGCUGAAGCGUUUCAAGUUUACUCACAGGCAGUGUAG